UUUUUUUACACACACGUUAUACGCAACACCUUUCUCGGAAACACAACCGAGGUCAUUGUGUUACAAAGGAAGGCUGCAACGGAUGAGGAAUGGGAAUAUGAGGCAUUUAAUUCGUCCUGACUUGUAUUCCCAUUUCCGCUCCUGCGCAACAACAACAACAACAGCAGCAGUAACAACAGCCAGACUCUCUUGGCAUUUCAAAGAGAGCCACGGGCACGCACACAUAUAAAAGGGACACGGUGCUAACAAGUAAACUUUGUAUUUCCCACCUCUUUGAUUUUCUUCUUCUAAACUUUAACACAUAAUAAUAACAAUAAUGCCUUGUGGACGUUUGACAGUGAAUGCAGUCGCUAUGCGUGGUUUGGACGAGGCCGGCUUUGGAGAGUGCCCAACUUUUCUCGGCUGUUACGUUGUCCCUCAGGAAAAGCACCGAACACGCACUGCUAGUGGCCCUGAGCCCCAGUGGAACCAUCCUUUGUACUGUGAUGUUCCUGAAGGCUGGAAUAACUUGCAAAUCGAAGUUGUGAGCGAAGACCCAGAACGUGCCGGUGUUAUUGGCGGUGCCCGCGUCAAUUUGAACCAAGUGUUUGCCGAAGGCCGUUGCGAAGACUGGGUUUCUGUUAUGGGUCGCGAGUUUGAAUCUAUCGGCCAGGCAUUGCUUGUUCUUGAAUUCCAGAGCUUUGGUGAAGGCGAAGGCAGUGCUGGUGCUGCACCCUAUAGUGAUGAGAAGCCGAUGCCCGCACCACCUGCAGAGCGCAGCGUUGAGGAAGAAGAACAAGAAGAAAAGAAGGUGCCUGACUGGGUUAAAUAUGGUGCUAUGGCCGUUGGUGGUAUUGCUGCUGUCGGAUUGGCUGCCUGGGGCGCACAUGAGCUCAAGGAGCACUUUGAAGAGAAGGCCGCCGCGGAAGAAGAAGCUGCUGCUCUUGAAGUCGGAGAAGGAGAAGCUAAAGAGGAUGAUGUAAAAGAAAAGCUAGCCGUUUAUACAGUGUGA
Zychaea mexicana is the source of this 991-nucleotide messenger RNA. RefSeq lists its product as uncharacterized. The transcript has 5 exons. Lineage: Eukaryota; Fungi; Mucoromycota; Mucoromycetes; Mucorales; Lichtheimiaceae. Bases 317 to 991 code for a protein of 224 amino acids. The record is from RefSeq and is a predicted model, not a curated record.